Messenger RNA from Aspergillus fischeri NRRL 181, 315 nucleotides. RefSeq lists its product as uncharacterized. NCBI's taxonomy places the organism in Eukaryota, Fungi, Ascomycota, Eurotiomycetes, Eurotiales, Aspergillaceae. The transcript has 2 exons. The record is from RefSeq and is a predicted model, not a curated record. Bases 1 to 315 code for a protein of 104 amino acids.
AUGACACAAAUAUACCCCAUCAAAAGUCGUAGGGACGAUGAACGUCUAGUCCGCGAGUGGGGCUUCAAACACGUCUUUACCUGGACUGAUGGAAGCAACGCUUACUACCCCCCACAUAGUCAUAGCGGCUUGACGACGCAUCUCAUCCGACGGGGCAGUCUUACCAUCACAUAUCCGGACGAUAACUCCAAAUUGCACAAUGGAGAAGUGAAGAAAGAGACGUUUGGAGUGGGCGCGAGAAUCGAUGUGCCCGCUGGUAAGUUACAUGAGGUGUGGAUUGGAGAGGAUGGCUGCGAAUAUGUUAUCGGGGAGUAG